AUGGUUAGGGUCAGGAUUAUCAUUCGCAAGGUAAUCAGAUGGUGGAAAGAUCUUUACAAUGAAGGGGAAUUGACCUACUCACGGGAUCGUGUGGUUGAGUGCUACCUGUGGUCUUAUACAGCAUACUUUGAGAAAGAACACACAAGGGCAAGGAUGAUCCUUGCCAAGAUAAUCGCACUAAUAAUCCUGACAGACGACACUUACGAUGUUCGUGCUACUUUGGAGGAGUGUCGAAAAUUCAAUGAAGCUAUACAAAGAUGGGAAGAGAGUGCCAUUUCUCUUCUACCAGAUUAUCUGAAGAAGUUCUACCUCAAGCUGAUGGACAUCUUUAAGGAGUUUGAGGACGAGUUGGAACCACAUGAGAAGUACAGAGUCUCUUUUAGCAGAAAAGCGUUUCAAAUAUUAUCAAGUAAUUAUCUCCAAGAAGCGGAAUGGUUUCAUGGUGGUUACAAGCCAACAUUUAAAGAUCAAGUGAAGAUAUCUACUGUGUGCUCAGGUGCUCCAUUUGCAUCUGUUGGGUUACUAGUUGGCAUGGGAGACGAUGUAGCAACCAAGGAGGCACUUGAGUGGGCAAUCAGUUGCACAGAUGCUGUCAAGGCUUUCGCAGAGGUGACACGCUUCAUGAAUGACCUUGCUUCGUUUAAGCGUGGAAAGAACAAAAAUGACGUGGACAGCUCGGUCGAAUGCUACAUCAGUGAGCAUGGUGUUACAACUGAGGUUGCCUUUGCAAAGAUAAAUUCCCUGAUUGAAGAUGCAUGGAAGACUAUAAACAGAGCACGCUUUGAGAACAAUGAACUACUUCCAGCGGUGCAACGAGUUGCCAACAUAACUGCCAGCAUGCCGUUAAUGUACGGUGAUAACAAGGACGCAAUCACAUUCAGCGACGGUCUCAAGGGGAUUAUCAAGCUCCUGUUUCUCAAGCCUAUCCUGCUCUAG
Molecule: messenger RNA, 936 nt
Organism: Miscanthus lutarioriparius
Lineage: Eukaryota; Viridiplantae; Streptophyta; Magnoliopsida; Poales; Poaceae
Source: the annotation of a GenBank genome assembly